Paramuricea clavata is the source of this 539-nucleotide messenger RNA. The record is from the annotation of a GenBank genome assembly. NCBI's taxonomy places the organism in Eukaryota, Metazoa, Cnidaria, Anthozoa, Malacalcyonacea, Plexauridae.
AUGCCCAGGCGGUCACGUGUUCUAUGUAUGUUAUUUUUUCCACGUGACAGAUAUUAUGGUGAAAGUGAAGGCAAGUUGCGAGAUAUUUUCCUUGAUGCUGAACGUAACGCACCUUCAAUUAUAUUUAUUGAUGAACUUGAUGCUCUGUGUCCAAAGAGAGACAAACUUCAGAAUGAGUUUGAAAAGAGAAUAGUCGCAACAUUACUGACCUUAAUGGAUGGCCUAACUACGGUAAGUUGCUAUGCUAGGCUUGUAUGUAAUACUUAUAUUCACUUAGUUUUGAGCGCAUGUUAUACGCAACAAUCGGGAACAUAUACCAAAGAUUCUCCUUUUAAUGCUUGCAUGUUUUGUAGUCAUCAACCUCUGGUGUGUUUGUUUUGGCUGCGAGCAAUCGCCCAGACUCGCUGGAUCCUGCUCUUCGUCGUCCUGGUAGAUUUGAGAAAGAAAUAGAAAUUGGCAUUCCCAAAUCAAGUGGACGAGCUGACAUUCUCUCUAAACUGCUGAAGAAAAUACCACACAGUUUGUCACAUGACGAACUC